Molecule: messenger RNA, 881 nt
Organism: Eucalyptus grandis
Lineage: Eukaryota; Viridiplantae; Streptophyta; Magnoliopsida; Myrtales; Myrtaceae
Product: heavy metal-associated isoprenylated plant protein 39-like
Exons: 3
Coding region: 221-589 (122 amino acids)
Molecular function (GO): metal ion binding
Source: RefSeq, a predicted model, not a curated record
AAUUUGUCCCUUCGUUCUCUGCAUCGCGUCCUCCAAGAAACUUCUUACUUUGGCGCACUCCACUCAUGCUCGCCACUAUAUAAAGCAAUCCCUUUUGUCUACUACGAUCCGGGCACACACACUCAGUUUCUACUUUGCUCUGAGUGUCCUUCGAGUGUUUUUAGCUUCCAAAUCAAAAGUUAGAGCAAAUAUCAUUCUCAGUCUUUGAAACCCAAGAGACAUGAAGAAGUUGGUGGUGAAAGUGGACUUACAUGAUGACAGAGACAGGAGCAAGGCCAUGCGAGUAGUUUCUGGUUUUGGAGGAAUUGGGUCUCUGGCUAUGGAAUCGAAGGACAACAAACUAACAGUAUCGGGCGAUUUUGACCCGGUCAAGGUGGUGAACAAACUGAGGAAAUCUUGGCACACAGAAAUCGUGAACGUUGGAGCAGCCAAGGAAGAUGAUGGCAAGAAAGACGAGGGAAAGAAAGAAGAGGGCAAGAAGGACGAUCAAGUCGCCAAUCUCGUAAAAGCCUAUGAAGCAUACUAUCCUAUGCCGGUCACAUAUUACUGUCUGCCCCCUGAAGAGACCCCAAGAUGUGUCAUAUGUUAAAAUUCUUUGUGCUUCCGGACCGAAUCAGGACAUGGUUUGUGCACUGGAGAGGAAUGAAUAAGUAAGGUUGAUUAUGCCUUGUGAACACAAGAACAAGCGGAGUAAAGGAGUACCUUUACGAGAAUAUCAGGCUUUUAUUGCGUGGUCCGGCACUUGCACGUGCGUUGGGUGUAUAUGUAAAGAGAUUGGUUUUCACUUAGGAACUCAAGGUAUGGAAAAUCCAUUAUGUACUCCAUUUCAGCAAACGAUUGUUUUCGGUGACUGGAAUAUUAUUAUUCUGCUGAAUUAUAAU